Molecule: messenger RNA, 3541 nt
Organism: Poecilia latipinna (sailfin molly)
Lineage: Eukaryota; Metazoa; Chordata; Actinopteri; Cyprinodontiformes; Poeciliidae
Product: phosphatidylinositol 4-phosphate 5-kinase type-1 gamma-like
Exons: 18
Coding region: 914-3235 (773 amino acids)
Biological process (GO): phosphatidylinositol phosphate biosynthetic process
Cellular component (GO): plasma membrane
Molecular function (GO): 1-phosphatidylinositol-4-phosphate 5-kinase activity
Source: RefSeq, a predicted model, not a curated record
AUCUGCCCAGCCUACCUGCCUCUAGCGUUUGCUGUGUUCCUUACAUGGCUUACGGCAAUUUAAAAUGGGAUUUAUUGUUACCGUCUUUCAUUGAUACGCUUUGCAACAGUUCCUUCAAGACCAGAUUUGUACCCGUUUAGGCCUAUAGUUGUCCCAUUGACAGAUUCCUUGAUCUGAUUCAGACCACAUAAAUAAGUUGCAUCUCAGUUAAACAUUUUUUUUUGUGCCAAUAUUUGAUUUGUCUAAUGAUAUAAUAAAUGUAUUUGCACUCGCUAACCCAAGCAAAAAAAGUUAUUUCUUUCAUCGUAUCAUUUAUUGCACAUUGCCUCCAGUAGUGGCAGCACCAUCUGCUACAGUCUCUACUGUGUUCAUUUCUCACGGCUUAAAGAUUCAUCAACUCAGCUCCAUUAGCAACCUUCAUCUCCUCCUCCUUAUAACCUCGCACACCAUUAAAAAAAAAACAACACAUAAAACAUACAGUACUCUGAUGUACAAUGUGCUGUCUUUUUGAUUAACUUCCUGUUCCUGUCUAAUGGUCCCACAUACACACAGGCAGCAUCUAGAUUGGUCCCUCUUGUCUGGUGGAAAGACUUUUUUUAAUCCUUGAUUGUGAUUGGUUGCUGAUGUGAUCUGCAGCACCCAGCCAAUGGCUGCUCUCAGAUUAGGCAGGAAGUCAAUCCGAUAGAGUUUUUACCUUGCCUGCACAAAUCUACAAAUCUUACUGAUCCAGAAAUAGAAAACAGAAGACGUCGAGGCUGAGAAGAGAUUUUUUUCUUUCGGCCUAAUUUUUCUCUAGUUUUUCCUCUCACUCUCUCUCUUUUUUUUUUUUUUUGCCUGGAUCUUCAAAAAACGUGCAACUUGUAAGGUGGUAAACUCUUCUUCUGAUUCAACCCAGAAGGCUCAAAUAACAGAGAUGCCUUCCCUGUUUGGAACAGAACCAAGUCGUGAGAAGAAGAUCGGCCACAGGAGAGUAGAUGCCCACGGAGAGACUACAUAUAAAAAAACCACCUCUUCUGCCUUGAAAGGGGCAAUCCAGCUGGGGAUCGGAUAUACCGUUGGCAACCUCAGCUCCAAGCCUGAGAGAGAUGUCCUCAUGCAGGAUUUCUACGUGGUGGAAAGCAUCUUCUUCCCCAGUGAAGGCAGCAACCUCACUCCAGCCCAUCACUACCCAGACUUCAGGUUCAAAACCUACGCCCCCGUGGCCUUCCGCUACUUCAGGGAGCUGUUUGGGAUCCGGCCAGAUGACUACCUGUACUCGCUGUGUAACGAGCCGCUGAUUGAGUUGAGCAAUCCGGGAGCGAGCGGCUCCAUUUUCUAUGUGACCAGUGAUGACGAGUUUAUCAUCAAAACCGUCCUGCACAAGGAGGCAGAGUUUCUGCAGAAAUUACUCCCUGGAUAUUACAUGAACUUGAACCAGAACCCCCGCACUUUGCUGCCCAAGUUUUUUGGCCUUUACUGCGUCCAGUGUGGCGGCAAGAACAUUCGAAUAAUUGUGAUGAACAAUAUAUUGCCACGCUCGGUUCGCAUGCACCUCAAGUUCGACCUCAAGGGCUCAACGUACAAGAGGCAAGCCUCCAAGAAGGAAAGGGAGAAGUCCAAGCCCACGUUUAAAGACCUGGAUUUUCUGAGCGACGUUCCCGAGGGCCUCACUUUGGAUCAGGAAAUGUACAGCGCUUUGGUCAAAACACUGCAACGGGACUGCCUGGUUCUGGAAAGUUUUAAGAUCAUGGAUUACAGUUUGCUGCUUGGCGUUCACAACCAAACCCUAGCAGAGAAAGAAAAUCAGUCCCAGGGCUCACCAGCAGGAGGCGGCGAUGAGAAGAAGCCUGCAGGACAGAGGGCUCUCUAUUCCACCGCUAUGGAGUCCAUACAGGGCGGGUCCACAUGCAGGGACGCACUGGAGCAUGAUGACACUAUGGGAGGAAUCCCAGCAAUGGGAAGUAAAGGAGAGCGCCUCCUGCUGUUCAUUGGGAUUAUUGACAUUCUGCAGUCCUACAGGCUGAUUAAAAAACUGGAACACUCCUGGAAGUCUCUCAUCCACGAUGGAGACACGGUGUCGGUCCACAGACCCAGCUUCUAUGCGGAGAGGUUCUUCAAGUUCUGCAGCACAGUUGUCUUCAGGAAAAGCUGCUCAUUACGGCCAUCUCCGUCUAAGAAAGGUCGAGGGGCCCUCUCGGGGUCCAAGUACAGUGCCGGAGGCGGAUCGGCCGGACAGCGUCCCUCACUGACUGACGAAAGGCAGGAAAACCUGGAGAACUUGGAGAACCUCAGAGGAGCCCGUAGCUUCUCUAUACAGGAAGAGAAUGGUAAAGAGCCACCCUGCACCCCUCCGUCAUUUGAAGACGCAACGACAGCAUCUAUUGCAACCACACUGUCAUCCAACAACUCUUUACCGACCACCCCGUUUGAUACUCCAGAACACCCGCGCCCCAGAAGACAAAUGCAUUCACCAAACAUUGUCAGAUCACAAAAAGAGCUGGUUGAGGUUCACGGCGAACGUCAGGACACUAUAACCGUGGAAGUGGAGCUGAGCAAGAUCCCGCAGAGUACGGAGCUGACGCAGAGGGCAGAGACCCCGUCUUCCAGCCAACAAUCGCUCAGUCAUCAAACUUGCACAGCAGCGCCGUCCGCCCCCAGCUCUGCAUGUCCGUCCUCUGCAUAUUCCUCCGCCACUCUUCCUCCUUCCUUUGCGUCAUCCUCCUCUGCUCAAUGUGCUGCCCAGUCAUCCUCUACGCUUUCUUCGUCCAUCCGUCCGUCCACCGAGCCGCUCACCUCUCCAGGAGCCGCUCGGUCUCUGAUUCUCUCUUCUCCGGUCUCUGGCUCUAAAGCAAAAUCUGUUCAGCUUACCGGUUUGUCUCCAAACGCCUCCACCCUCACUCCUGCCUCGGCGUUCACCCCCAUCCACCCGGCGUCCGCCAGCUCCUCCCAGCAUUUCCCCUCCACGCCUCCCUCGUCAGCCCCUUCGAGCCCCCAGUUGCCUCAGGAAGAACCGCGAACUUCACAAAAGCAGCUUUCGGUGUCCAGCAGCCACAGCUCCUUGGAAGCGGAGGUGCAGGUCUCUGACAUUUACUUUUAUGCGGAUGGAAGAUACUGGGUGUAUUCUCCAGUUCUUGGCCGUCGUAAACUUAACUCUAGUUCGAGUUACAACACUCAGGAGGACCAGAGCUGUGUUUUCUCUCCUUUCCACUGCAGCUCUGAGUCCAGAAGAGACUCAGAUGUGGACAGUGAAACAUAAUUUCAGUCGGAGGCAGCGGCAGUGGGUGGAGCCAGAGGCUUUCUCCUCACACAAAAGCUGGGAGAGUUUAAUGGUACAGGCAGCAGGAGGCUGAUGAUUUACUACUGGCUGCUGAAGCUGCAUGUAAGAGUCUGCUUUGCUUAUGAGUAAAUCUUAUUACCUGGCAUUCAGCUGAAAGAAUGCAGCUUUGCAUUAUGCACUCGAACAAAUGUACGGAGAGAUUUACUGCUAAUAUAGUGGAAGACUACAACGUAGCCGCGAUCAGGACAAUUUGCUCAUACAGAAGUGGAGAAACGUAUAAAUCUU